CAAGUGAUUAUAAUUAAAGUGACAAAGCAAGUUAAGUCUCAAGAAUCUCUCAAGCUAAUUGAUUCUUCAAUUUCCUAUUGCAAUAACCAGAAAAAAAGAAGAAGAUGAAAACAGAAGGCCAGUGGACAACAAAUCUCUUCGACUGCUGGGAUGAUGGAUCUCUUUGUGUGAAGACUUGCUUUUGUCCAUGUGUUACCACGGGAGAGGUCGUUGAGAUACUUGAUCAAGGCACUACAUCUAAAGGACAUGCUUGUCUUCUGGCUUAUGCUAUGGGUAGCAUUCACUGUGGAUGGAUUUAUGGAAGAAGAUAUAGAAGAAAAUUGCGAGAAAUAUUUAAAUUACCAGAGACGCCAUACUCGGACACUUUGAUUAGUUGCUGCUGUUGUGUUUGUGGUAUUUGUCAAGAAUACAGGGAACUCAAAAACCGUGGCGCCAAUCCAUCCCUUGGAUGGGAAGGCAAUGUUGAGAAAUGGAAACGAGAAGGGGUAACUGCGCCACCCAUUCCUACAUCUUCCAUGAGUCGUUAAUUAGUCUCUUCUGUUGUGUAAUCAAUAUUUAAUACAGUGAUGUUUGUUUGUGCCAUGAUGUCUUUUUUUCUUUUUUUUCUUUUUUCUUUUUAUGUAUCUUCUAUUGGAGAGAAAAUGUAAAAUUGGGUAGUUUCUACAAGGUUGUAUUUGUGAUAUGUGUAUACUGUUUAACUAUGUAAUUCUCACGUUAAUUAAUAAAUUUGUUUGUUGAUGAUACUAAUAAUAUCGAAUUUACCUCUC
Molecule: messenger RNA, 767 nt
Organism: Lycium ferocissimum
Lineage: Eukaryota; Viridiplantae; Streptophyta; Magnoliopsida; Solanales; Solanaceae
Product: protein PLANT CADMIUM RESISTANCE 9-like
Exons: 4
Coding region: 105-527 (140 amino acids)
Source: RefSeq, a predicted model, not a curated record